This is a messenger RNA of Aspergillus chevalieri, 2181 nucleotides long. Its product is annotated as Rad21/Rec8 N terminal domain protein. The transcript has 7 exons. Gene Ontology annotation, molecular function: chromatin binding; protein binding. The coding region runs from base 1 to 2181 and encodes 726 amino acids. Gene Ontology annotation, cellular component: cohesin complex; synaptonemal complex. The record is from RefSeq and is a predicted model, not a curated record. NCBI's taxonomy places the organism in Eukaryota, Fungi, Ascomycota, Eurotiomycetes, Eurotiales, Aspergillaceae. Gene Ontology annotation, biological process: replication-born double-strand break repair via sister chromatid exchange; mitotic sister chromatid cohesion; synaptonemal complex assembly.
AUGUUCUACAGUUAUGAUAUCCUCACCUCCCCUGAGCAUGGGGUCGCCACGAUCUGGCUCGUCGCAACUUUGGGCUCUAGGUCGAUUGCCAAAAGACUGAACAAGAAGGCGAUUUUGGAUGUCGAUGUGCCUAGGGCUUGUAAUGUCAUUACGAACCCUGAAGCUCCGAUGGCGUUGAGACUUCAAGGGAGCUUGCUGUACGGAGUGUCGAGAGUUUACAGUCAACAAUGCGGUUAUACUCUCACUGAUGUGCAGGCGAUGCAUGACAAGAUGAGGGCGAUGUUGAAGGUUUUACCUGGAGGAGGACUGGAUCCUGCUGCUGGAAAGGCGAGACCCGACCAGCUCGUCCUCCCCGAUGAUCCAUCCUUCGUACCCGAAAUCAACCUCCCCGGUCUUGGAAUCGACUUCUCCAAGAUCACCCUCGAGCCACAAGCAGACACAAGUCGUCAGGACAGCUUCCUCUGGACCAAAUCUCCAGACCUUAGCCAAAUAGUCCCGGAGAAUCUCAACCUCCAACUCGACCUUUCGUCCGAAGAUAUCAUGAAAGACUUUGGCGGGUUUGGUUCGCAGUCUGAGACCAGCGGCUCUGUCCAACGAAGACCUCUGGGUAGAAUUGCUGCGGGUGCGUUGGACGAUGAAGCUGGUGUGUUACUGCAGCCUGAUUUUGAGUUCGAUGAGGAUGGAAAUAUCAUUGAGCUUUCUGGGGAGCGGGAAAGUCGUCCAAAUAUCCUGCGUGAUCAGCUUGCUGGAAGACACUUGAGUGAGACACCACUUGCUGGGAUGGGGGAUAAUAAUCUCUCGUGGGAUUAUCAGCCAAUGCUAGUAGAUGACGAUGAAGGCCGCGCCACUUACGCUCAAAACACUGCGACUCCCAUGCAACUCGCUAGAUCCAGACAGCCUUUCGAAAGCUCACCAGCGUAUGGACCCUCAAUUAACCAAGACAGUCAAACAGUCACAGCGCGGCAGUCUCGCAGAGUACCCAAAGUUGUCCCAGCAGACAACCAGACAGCCUUACGCAAUACCGAGCUCGCGCAAAUGAACAAUGAAUACGUGCAGAACAUGGCUGCUAUACUUAAGCAGAAGCAGAACAACAAAAUACCCGCUCAGGCCAAGAAGAAUGCUGUGUUUUGGGUAUUCGGUUUAGGGAUUGGUUCGGUGGGUAUUGGUCUGGGUGCGUCCCAGAUGCCGCAUCCUUUGCAGGUGUUUUCUGGUGAUGAAUUACAUACUGCCCUAAAUCCUCAGGAGAAGCGGAAAGCGCGAAAGCGAGCACGUCGCGCGGAUGACGAUGAAAGUGAUUCUGAUGAAGAGGGACGGCGAGUCCGUGCUAGGGAAGAAAUUGAAGAUCAGAUCGGACGUGGUGGUGAUGAUGUCGAAAUCGGUCGUAAUGCCCCACCCUCUCUCCGCGACGACAACUCCCAAAUGCCCUGGAACAUCACAGCCUCUAUCCAAAGCUCCCGUCACGGCUCAUCCGCGAACAUCUUCCGUGGACUCGGAAGCGUCAGUGAACUAUCGUCCCGCGGCAUGUCCGAGCCGGCAAGCAUCCAGCUUCCAGGAUUCGGCAGACCCAGAAGCCGACUUACAAGUGCGAGCCCCCUCGCUGGCCGAGGCUUCUCUUAUGACCUUGAGUCAUUGAAUGGCCUUGAGGGCCUUGAGGGAGAUAUUGGUGUGUAUGGGGACUUUGAUCUGAGUCAUUACUUGCAGGCUGAGGUUGACGGCGACGGAAAUGUUAUGCUUCGCAAUGACGACGGUGUGAAUGCUUCCGCGCAAAAGAGGGCUAGAACCAACACCCGUGGCACCAAUAGCCAACAGCGAUACUUACAGGAACAAGUCCUCCAGUCAUCCCUCGACCAGGAUACCGUGAACUUUCUCGACUUUAUGUACGCGCAGACGCUUGAUAUGCCUGAGAAACACGACUCAGAGGCUCAACAAGAAGAGGAUGAAGACUUGACGGGAUUCUCAACUCCAAUCCGUCAAGUCUCCGGAGUGAAAGAAAUCACAUUCUCGACUCUUCUGCCUCCGAAGGAGACGACUCGUACCGUGGCUACACAUGCACUCAUGCACGUCCUUACUCUUGUUACCAAGGGCUUCCUUGAGGUUCACCAGGAGGAGUACGAAGAUCGGAGCAGUGAGGAGCAUGGGGUUCUUUACCGGUAUGGGGAGAUUUUCAUGCGGUUGCCGUGA